CUGCCGCUCUGAGCAGGGCCGCUCCCGCUGCUCACAUGAACCUGGGCCAACACCAAUUCAUGCCAACCCUCGUGACCGACUCCCCCUGGGCCGAGGCCCCGCCGGGCGAUCACAAGCAGGCGAAUCGAUGGACGGACAGUCGGGCGGCUGAGGUUUAGGCUCCACAUGGCAGAGGCUGCCCGUAAACAGGACGACCGAAGUCAGAUUUCACGUUGGGAACGGCGGGAAGUCGGAUCGGCGGAAACUCUGGGCAUGUGGCGGUAGGAGCGGCCGGCCGCCAUGUUUUGCACGGCAAAGCCCCCCGGCUCCGUGUCGCCGGCCAAGAGGCAGAUCACCGAGGUCAAGGAGACCAAGAUCACAGUGAACUGCGUGACGUUCCCACUGCCAGGAGAAGGUCCGGAGCAGCAGCUCCUCAAGCCCAACGAAUGGAGCUACUGCGAUUAUUUCUGGGCCGACAGGAAGGACCCGCAGGGGGCCGCCCACGUCACGGGCUUCGAGGUCCUGCUGCAGAAGCAGCUGAAGGGGAAACAGCUGCAGAAGGAGAUGGCUGAGUUCAUCCAUGAGAGGAUAAAGAUUGAGGAGGAAUACGCCAAAAACCUGUCCAAGCUGUCGCUGAGUCCGCUGGCAGCGCAGGAGGAAGGGACUCUGGGAGAGGCCUGGACUCAGCUGAAGAAGAGCCUCCAUGAUGAAGCUGAAGUUCACCUCAAGUUCUCCAACAAGCUGCACACGGAGGUAGAGAAACCGUUGCUGACGUUCAGAGGUGACAACUUCAAGAAGGAUCUGAAGAAAUACGAUCACCACAUCGCCGACCUGAGGAAGCAGCUGGCCAGCCGCUUCGCCGGCGUGGAAAAGGCUCGUAAAGCCCUGGCAGACCGGCAGAAGGAUCUGGAGGUGAAGACGCAGCAGCUGGAGAUCAAACUCAGCAACAAGACAGAGGAGGACAUAAAGAAGGCGAGACGGAAAUCCACACAGGCAGGAGAUGAUCUGAUGCGCUGUCUGGAUCUCUACAAUCAGACUCAGUCCAAGUGGUUUGAGGAAAUGGUCACAACCAGCAUGGAGCUGGAGAAGCUGGAGGUGGAGCGGGUCGAAUGGGUUCAGCAGCACCUGCGUCAGUACACCACCCUGCGGCACGAAACAGACAUGUUCAACCAGAGCACGGUGGAGCCGGUGGACCAGCUGCUGCAGAGCAUGGAUCCAGCCAAAGACAGGGAGCUGUGGGUGAAAGAGAACAAAACUGGCGAGGUUCGGCCUGUGGAUCUGGACAUUUAGGCCCGGAUACCCUCCGACCUGCUCUCAGUGUCACCGGGUCCGAUAGCCUGAGAGCGGCCCGGUCGGCGGACGGUGCAUGUGCAGCCUGCUGAGCUCUGACUUUAAUCACAACGAGGGAAGAUCGAACGCAGUCCUGGAAAACAAACGGAUCAAAGAACCAGCAUGUUCCUCCUAAACUUCACCCGUCACUAAAGCAUUAGCUUACUGAAUGCCAUAUAGCGUACUCUGCUGUUUACCUGUUGUAAAUUAUAUAUAUAUGAAAAAAAUCUAUGUUCUUUAAAAUCUUAAAUUUAGCUUCGAUCAACUUGUUUCCAUUUUGUGCUAACCAAACAAAAAGAAAGAAAGCUGCAGUCUUAUUGUGGACGUUAACUUUAUUUUAGAUACAGAUUCUGAAACUGAAAGAGGUUUGAUGAUGAAUAUAUUUUCAUAUUUCUUCCUGGUUCAUUUCGGUGGAAAUGCAUGUUUGACCCUCCAUGCCUCAUGAUGGUGGUUUUGUGUAGCUCACUGAAUUUGCACAAGGUGAUCUGUGUUUUUAAUUUAGGCUCUUUCUACAACAGAAACGUUCAGCAUUAAUAUCCAGCAUCCUCACAUGUUCAGAGCGUCCAGCGCUUGGAACGGAAAUUCAGCUCCCAACAUCACAUUCAGGCCCGGGUCCGAUUGGGAUCCAGUCUGCAGGAAAAGGUGGUCCAAGUUACACGAAACACCUUUUAGUGCCUCUCAGUUUCUAUACCUGGAAUGUCCUUGAUAUAUUCUCUGCAUCAGUGUACAUUUGUAGAUACUGGUUAGAUGUAUUUUGCUGUGAAACGUUUUGACAGAUCUGCAGAUGUUCAGGCAGGCGAGGUGUUUACACUCUACAACGUUGUUUAUUUUUGGUAAAUGUGCAGGGAAUAUUUUUACGGUGGUGUUGAGCAGCAAAAAGCUAAAUUGAUCAAUUUGUGUGCUGAUCAACAGACGAUUCGAUUAUGCAUUUCUAGAUUGGGUGGAUCCAGUUGCAGCACCAAGUCAGACGAAGCCCAUCAGAUCCCCGUCUGCAUGUAGAGUCGGUUUACGUGUGCAUUUCUCUGUCGUCUUCACAUUUCCUCUGGUCUAUGUCUUUGGUUUAUUUGCUCAUUUAAUUCAACUGCAAGGCACAAAAAAUAUUUUGAUGAAAGAUAAAUGUAAACUAAUGUUUUAAAUAUACAUUCUUAGUUUUGUGAAGAAGAGGAAAACGAUCCUGUUUUCAUCCCACCUGGCUACACGUGCAGGCUUUGGUAGUGUAUUUGUUGUAGAGGUUUCAUCGUCGUGCGUCAGUGUUGUGCACUAAAUGUUGUUACGUUCCAACUAAAUGCUCCUGAUAGGAGUCUGAUGAUGACGUAACGGUUGACCUAACUGGCCUGUGUGGUGACUGUUUACAUUAAAUCCAGUGUUUCAGAAUGUUUUGAUCAUUCGUGACCUCUGUCCCGAUCGUGAACCGAGGAAUGCAGUGUACAAAAUAAAUCUCCUCUGAAAAUUAAA
Molecule: messenger RNA, 2763 nt
Organism: Poecilia latipinna (sailfin molly)
Lineage: Eukaryota; Metazoa; Chordata; Actinopteri; Cyprinodontiformes; Poeciliidae
Gene: gas7a
Product: growth arrest-specific 7a
Exons: 11
Coding region: 280-1269 (329 amino acids)
Biological process (GO): neuron projection morphogenesis; clathrin-dependent endocytosis; clathrin coat assembly
Cellular component (GO): cytoplasm; plasma membrane; clathrin-coated pit
Source: RefSeq, a predicted model, not a curated record